Grosmannia clavigera kw1407 is the source of this 1185-nucleotide messenger RNA. RefSeq lists its product as uncharacterized. The transcript has 2 exons. The record is from RefSeq and is a predicted model, not a curated record. The coding region runs from base 1 to 1185 and encodes 394 amino acids. NCBI's taxonomy places the organism in Eukaryota, Fungi, Ascomycota, Sordariomycetes, Ophiostomatales, Ophiostomataceae.
AUGCCAAAGCAAACGGCCACUGCCGUUUCCUGGGAUGGCGCGCCUCCAUUUGAGGCCCAACUAGUCCACUACGGACUGAAGUCGUCCAAGACAAAGGCAGUAGCUCGGAUGCGACUGGUAGAUGCUGUCAAUGCUGGGAAUUUGAGUGUUCCGGAACAUGUCUCCAAGUUGGAGGCCAAGUUGAAGAAAGAAUGGACCAAAAAUGACAAAGACCUGAAGAAGGUAUCCAGCAGCAGUACGGGCUCUGGGUUGAUAGAAGCAAAGAAGGCUACGGCAGCGACAGGGAAGAAGCCAGUCAACAAGCGGAAAGCCGAAGCUACUUUAACGCCAGCGACUUCAUCGACAGGUACAGCAAAGAGCAACACGAAGAAGGCGAAGACAGCGGCCACUGCUAAGGCUACAACUCGAGAGACAAAACUCAGAGUGGCAAAGACAGAACCGGAAGGCCCCAAGGUGCAAAAGAAGCAGACCGCUCGUAGGGGUGGCCAUUCACAGGGACUCGUGCGCGGUGCGUCUACGGCAGUUUCUCAGCCUCAGGAACGACCUGCCCGGACUAAGCAAACCGCGAGACGGAGUUCGGCCUUCAUGGCACGGGGCCGAAUACCAGCUCCAUCGCCUGCUCAAUCCUCCGGCAGACAUGACUACGACAUGAACAGCGAAAAUCAAGGCUACGACGAAGAUGGUUCUCGUGGAUAUGACGAGGAUGAGGACAACUAUGACGAGGAUGACUCUGAUAUCGUUCUUGCCCCUCUCGGUCUCUUAAAUGGUAGCUACGAGAUUCAAAGCGAGUAUGUGGAAUCCGAAUGGAACGUGGGCUCGGAAUUCUCUCUGGAUUUGACACUCGAGGGCUCGAGUCUUUGGGGUUCCUUCGAUUUGGGUAUCCUCGAAGGGGUAAUAUUAUUCGAGGAGCGGCCUUGGCAAUCAUCCCACGAUCCCGUACCAAUCAUAUGGCGUGGCCGCGAGCUUGAUGGCCCUAUCUCCUACGGCGACCAAAACGAAGGCUGGAUGAAGUUUUAUGGCAAUGGUCGGGUGGAAGGAUGGAUUGAUUUCUCCUCAAUCACUUUUCAGGGCGACAGACUCCAGGGCCAAGGCACCCAGGGGACUAAAACCGCCAAGAGUCUGCGUAAUGAAUGGCUUGGUUAUUCUGAGGACCAAUAUGAGUAUGAGAAUAGAUCUCGCUGGUAA